Molecule: messenger RNA, 1994 nt
Organism: Toxotes jaculatrix (banded archerfish)
Lineage: Eukaryota; Metazoa; Chordata; Actinopteri; Toxotidae
Gene: tab1
Product: TGF-beta activated kinase 1/MAP3K7 binding protein 1
Exons: 11
Coding region: 13-1533 (506 amino acids)
Biological process (GO): protein dephosphorylation
Cellular component (GO): cytosol
Molecular function (GO): protein serine/threonine phosphatase activity
Source: RefSeq, a predicted model, not a curated record
CUCCCGUCCAAGAUGGCCACCCCGCGAAGGAGUUUUAUGCAGAGUCAUCAGAGCUGGACAGAUGACCUGCCGCUGUGCCAGAUGUGUGGGGUUGGCACAGCCCCCAACUGUGUGUACAGUGCUGAUGGUAAAGGGACCCAGAGCCAUCCCAACGAGGAUGGACACCUCAGGUUCAGAGGCGAGGAUGGCUGCUUCCUGUAUGGGGUUUUUAACGGCUAUGAUGGCAGCAGAGUGGCCAAUUUUGCCUCCCAGUGUCUGACAGCAGAGCUUCUGCUAGGACAGCUCAACUCCAAUCACACAGACAAUGACGUCCGCAGGAUCCUCACUCAGGCCUUUGAUGUGGUGGAGAAAAGCUACUUUGAGACGAUAGAUGAUGCUCUAGCUGAGAAGGCUAACCUGUCCAACUACGUCCUACCACACAAUGAGAAUGUGUCAUUCCUCCAGCUUUCUCCUCAGAAUCAGAAGAUGCAGGAGCGUCUGAAGGAGCUGGAGCAGGAGGUGUCAGGAGGAUCUACAGCCGUGGUGGCGCUGAUCCUCAACAACAAGCUCUACAUUGCCAAUGUUGGUACUAACAGGGCACUGCUGUGUAAGUCCAGCAGCGACGGCCAGAACCAGGUUCUCCAGAUCGGCCGACCACACAGCACCGACAACGAGGAUGAGCUGCAGAGACUGGCUGCUCUGGGUGUGGAUUCGGCUCGUGUGAGGCAGGCGGGACAGAUAGCCGGACAGAGUAGCACCAGGAGACUGGGAGACUACAGGGUCAAAUUCAACUACAAUGAAAUCGACCUGCUCAGUGCUGCCAAGUCAAGGCCAAUCAUUGCAGAGCCAGAGAUUCAUGGCAGCCAGUCUUUGGACAACGUGACAGGCUUCUUGUUGCUCAUGUCAGAAGGCCUAAUCAAUGCCCUAGAGUCCGCCCACGGCCCUGAACAGGCCAAUCAGGAGAUCGUUGCCAUGGUAGCAGCAGAGCUGGCCCAACAGACCAGUCUGGAGGCAGUGGCUCAGUCGGUGGUGGAGCGCAUCAAACGGCUGCACCACGACGUCUACGUAUCCGGCCGUCAGAGGGCGGCCUACUGUUCUCGGCACGAGGACAUGACCCUGCUCAUCCGUACGCUCAACUACUCUCUGGAUGAUGCAGCUCUCACGCCCACACAGGGUGGCCGUAUCUACCCUGUGUCUGUGCCCUACUCCAACAGCCAAAGCACCAGCAAAACGAGUGUCACCCUCUCACUGGUCAUGCCCUCUCAAAGUACCCUCACCAAUGGUACUAAUACUGCGUCCACCUUGGAGGAAGGCACCCCCACACCAGGCAGUCAGAGCCCAACGGCCACCCUGCAGUCCACCAACACCCAGACGCAGAGCUCCAGCUCCAGCUCGGGAGACGGGAGCCUGUUCCGGCAGAGAGGCAGUCAGGCAGCGCAGCCUGAUGAGACGGGCAGAGUUCCGCCCUACGUGGACUUCAGUCAGUUUUACCGCCUUUGGGGAAGCGACCACAGUGAUGGCCAGAGCACCCAGGGAGGACUGGGACCCCAGUGAUGAGCAUGAGAAAGGGUGCCAGCUGGAAAGAGACAGACUGGGAUUCCUGUCAGCAGCGAAGCACAUGGGCUGGGGAAAGACAAUAGGUUUUAGGAGGCGGUUGGGCUGACGGAUAAAAUGCUAUUAAUGUAUCAUAACUAAAUAUAAGUGACCUAAAGGUGCAUGGGGGACGCAUGGAGGAAGGACAGGGGUUUUCAAGCUCUUGCUAUCUGUGAAGCCCGUGUGGGAUCCCUAAACACGCCACAAAAUGAUCUUUGCUCUUCCAUUAUAGAUGCUGGUCAUGAGUGAUUGUGAAUAAAUGUAAGCCAGAUUGUAGGUGUUUUCAUCAGAUGUUGAAUCCUGUAUCUGCAAACAGGAAUCUCACAGAGCUGAAAAUAAUCACAUACUGUAAGGCCUUAACAUGGAACGAAUGGAUCCGUUUGAAAGUACUUUUUUAUUUGUGAUGAAAUACAUCAGCCGAA